This is a messenger RNA of Xiphophorus maculatus (southern platyfish), 1595 nucleotides long. RefSeq names its product filament-like plant protein 1. The coding region runs from base 651 to 1088 and encodes 145 amino acids. Lineage: Eukaryota; Metazoa; Chordata; Actinopteri; Cyprinodontiformes; Poeciliidae. The record is from RefSeq and is a predicted model, not a curated record. The transcript has 2 exons.
GGUGGGGAUGAAAGAGUCUUCCAGUUUGAAUUUGCGCCUAGGCUUCAUUAUAAAUAAAUAUAAUUUUUUUUGCUGGUUUGGAAUUUCAACAGAAUAUUAGGUCACUGGUUGAGUUAAACUGGUAUUUAAAUUAUAUUGCAAAUUUUUUGCUCAGGUCCCUCUUGAAAAUGAGAUCUAGAUGUCAACGGGGUUUACCUGAUUAAAUAAAGGAAUAUAUAUAUAUAUAAAUGGUUUUAAGAAAAUGACAAAAUGAUCUCAGUUGGAAAAUCAUAAAACAGCAACUUACAGAUUCUCAGGUGAAAUUAAACUAGAGAACGUAAAUAUUCUGAUCCUCAGAGUUAUGAGUAGAAGAGACGAUGUUUGGAAGUGACGCAUUUAAUCAGCCAGAAGAAAAAUAUUGUGUUACUCAGUAGAAAUGUAUUAAAUUCAGAAGAAAACAAAAUCAGUUAUAAAAGUGAUCACAGUCAUAACAUCUGAUAGAGUCUAAAUAUAGAUUUUAUUUACUAUUUCAUUCUCCUCCACAGUAACAUGUCUUCAUUUACACUCAGUAUUAAUAUCUUGAAUUUUAAUUAUAAGAUAUUGUUUCUGCUAAUCUGAAGUUUGUAUGUUUUGUUUUCCACACAGAGAAGAUCUAUAAACUGACCAAGAAAAUGAAAGAACAAGAAGAGAAAGAGAAUCAGUUAAAGUCCAAACUUGGUGAACUGGAAGAAGAACUGGAAAAGGAAAAAGAUGAGAACCAGAAGCUGCAGAACAAAGUCAAAGACAACAAUCAGUUACAUGACACACUGAUUAAAGUCAAAGCUGAACUGGAGAACCAGAAGGAUCAGCUGAACCAGAAACUCCAAGAUGUCGAGAUUAAGAGGAAGGAAAACAAAGAGGAAGUUCAGAUGAUGGAGAAAAAAAUAACUAUGAAUGAAAACUAUGAUAACAAGGAUCUGCUAUUAGGGGAAAAAGGAAAGCUGUUACAGUCCCAGUGGAAACUGGAUGAGGAGAAGAAACAUUAUGAAAGACAGAUACUGAACAUAGAGAAAGUGAUGGAACCUAUAGAGAUACACAUGAUGAGAAUAAUGAGGAUGUUGAGAAAAUAACAGAAGAAAAUGUGUCUAAAACAGAACAAAGGACUAAAAAACAAAUGUGAAAUGAUUGAUCAGCAAGAUUCACUGAAACUAAACUAGGUUAUUAUGGUACAACUUCUCUCUUUAGUGUUUCAGCAACAUUUUGAAUCUGUUCUCUGUCCCACUGACUGCUAAAAACAGGCUUUUCUGUUUAUAAUUUACAGCUUUAUGAUCUGAUUCUAAUGAAAUGAUAACAGCAACAACCAGAAUAUUUAAACAGGGAUCCUAAACUAGUCAGGAUGAAAUGAACUGAUGCUUCUUAAAGGCAACAUAGACAAUAAAACUACUGCAUGAAGAGUAAAUCAAUAAUAUUUCUGUUAAAAAUGUCAAAUGUAAAUAAAGGUUUUAACAUCAAAUGUAUAAUUGUAAAACUCAUAUCACCAUCUCAGGUUCUUUAUCAUGUCAGAUGCAUAUUAAGCUGGUUGGUCAUUUGUUUGCAUUUUUUAAAAAGUUUUUUAACAUUAAAAUAAUUUUCAGAGU